GACUGGGUCGAAGCGUAUUAUUACAGUAUCACUGUGUGUUGAUAAAUUAUGAUCUCAUAUGGAGAUGACAGAGGACAACCGCCGGUCGGGUCGUUCGUUGUUUGAGGUCACCAAAAGUAACCAGCACACACUCACUCGUCACUGUCGCUAAUGGACAAAUCGACCACGGGGUGGAAUGGGUGGUUGAGCCGUGCUUUCGGUCGUUUUCGGCGCUUUGGACGGCGGUAUGCCAGUCGCACUGGAACACGCGGGAGUGGUUUGGAACGAGUCGGCUUGGGUGCAGGGACAACUGGCGGCGGGGCGUCCCAGAAGGCGUUGAGGAAGGCUUCUACGUCCUGCUCUACGCGAUACGUAUGCAGGUCCACGUCGGAGGCAGCCAGGUCCUGGGCGUUGGCGCCGCAGGCCACGCACGUUCUCACGGCACGCGGCUUUGUCGGGUCCAAAUCGAACGAUCGGUUGUGCUUUGUGCAUCGAUACGCGCACACUUGACGGCGCGGACAGCGCAACUUGAGGCACAGAUUUAGCCCAACGUACUCGAAGUCGAGCGAAGUUGGGAGGACCAACGUGUCCACGGCACGGCCUCCGCACCGUGCACACAGCGCCACCACCAGGGGCCGCUUCAUGGAGAUAGGAAAUACGGCGGCGAGACACGACGUCAAGCUCUGCCUAGAACAGGACGGAGGGGCGACCCUGGACUUGUGCGGCGAAUGAGUCGGUCGGCAGGUGGCAGACGUUGUUGCGUUCCG
Molecule: messenger RNA, 746 nt
Organism: Aphanomyces astaci
Lineage: Eukaryota; Oomycota; Saprolegniomycetes; Saprolegniales; Verrucalvaceae
Exons: 1
Coding region: 151-489 (112 amino acids)
Source: RefSeq, a predicted model, not a curated record